Temnothorax curvispinosus is the source of this 990-nucleotide messenger RNA. RefSeq lists its product as uncharacterized. The transcript is spliced from 4 exons. The record is from RefSeq and is a predicted model, not a curated record. NCBI's taxonomy places the organism in Eukaryota, Metazoa, Arthropoda, Insecta, Hymenoptera, Formicidae. Bases 1 to 990 code for a protein of 329 amino acids.
AUGCAAAGACGGAGAAAUAAAGUUAAAGAUAAGCCGCCCCCGGACCCACGCCGAGAGUACUUGGACGCCGAGUCCAGCGAUGAAGCGGAAAAGCACAUUUAUACGCGAGUCGUUACGGUGGACGUAAUUUCCUCGAUACUUCUGCAAAUAUUAACAAGGCAGCAAUAUAACAACGACGACGUUAGCCAUAAUGCGGCUAAUUUGAAGCAAGUUCGCUCGACAGGGACGCGCUUGAAUUUGGACAUGGAUUCGACGAAUGGCCGCGUCCAAUUUGCAAUUACAAUGGCUGCUUUGUAUGCUCCCGCGAGUGCAUUCGGUAACCAUAAAUUCCACGAUAACUUUAAAGACGAAAUAGAUGUAACAGGGAUUUACGAGGUCGCCUUUCCGACGAUAAAUGUCGUCGCGACGCACGAGAAAAUCGGAGAUCGCGUUUUUCGAAUCUACUUGUCGCGAUGUAACCGCAAUCUACGACAGAGAUUAUCAAGGAUGAAUAUUGUUGCAGGUGAAGAAGAGGAUGUGACGGACGAGCUGCGUCCGAUAUAUGAGAUGGACGAAUUAGAUAAAUUGAUACGGUGUGUUAAGGAUAUGACGACGCUGAGCGGUCUGACGGACAACGAUUGGACGUGGAAAUGCGACAUGGACAUCCGCGAGUUCUUCCACGAACCGAGCAUUCCGGUCCUCUGCAUUUAUCACAUGAACGGCAGUCUGACCACAGAAUUUUCAUUUCCUACGGCGCCCGUGCACGAGCUAACCUACUUCGUGAGACAGCCCAAUGAGAUUCUCCACCCGGAGAACUUUCGCGAGCGCAUUCUCUUCGGGUCGAUGAACGACAAGGUGGAGGGCCAUAUACUGGGCGUCAUCCAGAACGUGUUCGCGCCGAUCUUCUUCACAAUCGAGACCUGGCCCGACAGUAUCCUUCGCUAUUUUGCCCCUGAUCUCUAUUAUUGCAUUCUUGUCAAAGAUACCCAAUUAAUUUGCAUAACUAAUUAA